AUGGUACUGCACCAACUGCGUAAGCUUUCCUGGGAGCACGGGUUUGGAAACUUCCACCAAUAUCAAGUACUGCUGCACAGACGGACCUGCACAGCGCCUCGGCGAGCGGCUUUCCUGGCGAGCUGUCCACGCUGCCCGGAGAACCUUUCCGCAAGCGAACGAGGUUGCCUGCUAGCGUCCAGGGGCGACGGCUCAACGUGCAACCCGCUUGCGCUGGAACGCAGGCAUUGGUUUAGAACCUGCAAAACACGCUUGCGCGCGUUAUCUAUGCACCAGGAGCGCGGUGAAGCGGAUUCAAGGGCAAGACGGUCACAGGGCCAAAACCGAAGACGAUCUCAAAGAUCUACACCAGCAGCGCUACCGGCUCAAGGGACGCGAGUCGCACGGCAUGCGGCUGCGACGCUUCGACCAGAUCAAGCGCGCCUCUUUGUCGCUUUCGAGGCGCCAGUGGCCUUCACAGAAGCUGCCAGUAGUGCGCAACAGUUCCUCCUGGACAACUGGAGCAUAAACACGGGCGUCGCAAGCGAAACGGACGGCUCGAAGGUGCCAGCGCUGCCGCCCGUGCGCUGGACAAGCCCCGACUCAUGGCACAUCACGCUGCACUUUAUAGGAACAACAGCACGGGAACGAAUUCCCGAGGUGCUUGAUCGGCUGAACGCAUUGGCGAAACAGCAUCACCAGGUGACGCUGAUGAUCACGACCGUUGCUGCGCUUCCGCCGCUGACAAGUCAGAAACCCCUUCGAGUGCUCUGCCUUGAACUAGAAGAAGUGGUGGAUCGCGACGAGAUGCGAACGCUAUCCAGUUUCGUCGCGGGACUUGCGGAUCAGCUUGCACCGUUCCACUUGGAUACGGCGGCGGUAGACCUGCAGGGUAUCCCCAGACAAACACAGUACCGCCCAUCGAAUGCGUCUCCCAAACCCUAUAUGCCGCAUCUGACGCUGGGCCGAGUGAAAGACUGGGCAAGUUCAGCAAGUAGAGCGCGGCUUCGACAACUCGUACAGCACGCAUCCGCUGGAGCUUGGAAACCUUCCGAAGGCUCAACGGUUCGUUUUACGCAGUUCAAGCUUUACGAAUCGGUUUGGGACCAAACCAACGGUCCGCCAAGCUACAAACCGAUAGCGACGUUCGAACUCGGCUGA
Cyanidioschyzon merolae strain 10D is the source of this 1140-nucleotide messenger RNA. RefSeq lists its product as hypothetical. Bases 1 to 1140 code for a protein of 379 amino acids. The transcript has a single exon. Lineage: Eukaryota; Rhodophyta; Bangiophyceae; Cyanidiales; Cyanidiaceae. The record is from RefSeq and is a predicted model, not a curated record. Gene Ontology annotation, molecular function: 2',3'-cyclic-nucleotide 3'-phosphodiesterase activity; RNA 2',3'-cyclic 3'-phosphodiesterase activity.